Hibiscus syriacus is the source of this 1851-nucleotide messenger RNA. RefSeq names its product mitogen-activated protein kinase homolog NTF3. The record is from RefSeq and is a predicted model, not a curated record. Gene Ontology annotation, molecular function: ATP binding; MAP kinase activity. The transcript has 3 exons. Gene Ontology annotation, cellular component: nucleus; cytoplasm. Gene Ontology annotation, biological process: intracellular signal transduction; protein phosphorylation. The coding region runs from base 375 to 1493 and encodes 372 amino acids. Lineage: Eukaryota; Viridiplantae; Streptophyta; Magnoliopsida; Malvales; Malvaceae.
UAAUAAUUUGCUUGGUAUUGUCGUUACUCUAAUGGCGUCCAGGUAACCAAGUUUCCUCUCCUUCAGAUCUCAUCUGUCACAACUAAUAAUUACACUCAGAAUCACAAGUAUUUCCCCCCCACCCAGUGUGGAGUUUUAGUUUUUUUUCUUUUCGUGGAAUCGUGAUCGGUCUGCUCUAGCUCAAACUUUAACCGUGACCUUGUUUCAAUUAGGGUUUCCCUAUUGUUUCUGACGAUUUUUGAAAUGAAUUCCGACGUUGAUUAGCCGACAGAAUUCGCCGAAAUUCUCCAAGUUCAGUUAUUUUGGUAUUAAAGAAGAAUCGCAGAGAAAAUUUUCGAAACAGGUGAUUGUUCUUUUUGGGUCAAAGGCAGGAGAUGGCAACGCCAGUUGAGCCUCCGAAUGGUAUUCAUUACCCAGGUAAACAUUACUAUUCCAUGUGGAAAACGUUGUUCGAGAUUGACACCAAAUAUGUGCCCAUCAAGCCAAUUGGGAAAGGAGCAUAUGGUAUCGUUUGCUCUUCGGUGAAUCGCGAAACCGACGACAAAGUCGCCAUUAAAAAGAUAAACAAUGCCUUUGACAACCGGGUUGACGCACUGAGGACUUUGCGUGAACUGAAGCUUCUCAGACAUCUUAGACAUGAAAAUGUGAUUGCCUUGAAAGAUGUCAUGAUGCCCAUACAUAGGAGCAGUUUCAAGGAUGUUUAUCUAGUUUAUGAACUUAUGGAUACGGAUUUGCAUCAAAUUAUUAAGUCUUCCCAAGCGCUUUCAAAUGAUCACUGUCAGUAUUUCCUCUUCCAGUUACUUCGAGGCUUGAAGUAUCUUCACUCUGCAAAUAUUCUCCACCGUGACCUGAAGCCUGGAAACCUUCUUAUAAAUGCAAAUUGUGACCUUAAAAUUUGUGACUUUGGACUGGCUCGCACGAGCAAUGCCAAGGGUCAAUUCAUGACAGAGUAUGUUGUCACUCGCUGGUACAGGGCCCCUGAGCUUCUCCUCUGCUGCGACAACUAUGGAACAUCCAUCGAUGUGUGGUCUGUUGGAUGCAUCUUUGCUGAGCUUCUUGGCCGAAAACCCAUCUUCCCUGGCACAGAGUGUCUCAACCAACUUAAGCUGAUCAUCAACACUCUUGGCAGCCAGAAGGAAGAGGAUCUUGAAUUCAUAGAUAACCCCAAGGCAAGGAACUACAUUAAAUCACUCCCAUAUUCCCGGGGAAUCCCCUUUUCCCGUCUUUAUCCAAAUGCCCAUCCUUUGGCAAUCGAUUUACUGCAAAAAAUGCUUGUUUUUGAUCCUUCGAAAAGGAUUGGUGUAACUGAAGCACUCCAACACCCUUACAUGGCACCCUUGUAUGAUCCCAACAGCAAUCCUCCAGCCCAAGUGCCAAUCGAUCUUGACAUAGACGAGGAUCUGGGGGAAGAGAUGAUCAGGGAGAUGAUGUGGAAGGAAAUGCUUUAUUACCACCCCGAAGCUGCCAAUGCCAACGGUGAGGUGUGCGCCUAAUCUUUUCCACAUCUUCCUUAAUCACUCUGCAGUCAAGCCUACCGCCUACGAGGCUGUUUUACUACUGACGAGCAGGGUUUUGUCUUGGUGGUAAUAGAUGCUAUAUUUAUGUCUUUGCUAAUCCUUUAUGGUUUGAAUAAUGUUGGAGAAACACAGGCAAUAUGUAUGGUUGUCUGCUGUGAUGCAUGAUAUAACUAAAAUUUUGUACCAAUUACUUGUUUAGGAGUUCGAGCUCUUUCUGUAGAUGCCUUGAAAAACCGAACUUGUAUAUAAGUGUGUUAUUUUAUGUGUCAAACUCGAGCCUUUGGACCAACUUUUUUAAUUACAUGUUAUGUACAUUAAGUUUAGACAUUGGGAA